This is a messenger RNA of Helianthus annuus (common sunflower), 3402 nucleotides long. Its product is annotated as wall-associated receptor kinase 2. NCBI's taxonomy places the organism in Eukaryota, Viridiplantae, Streptophyta, Magnoliopsida, Asterales, Asteraceae. Gene Ontology annotation, molecular function: protein serine/threonine kinase activity; calcium ion binding; ATP binding. The record is from RefSeq and is a predicted model, not a curated record. Gene Ontology annotation, cellular component: plasma membrane. The coding region runs from base 1 to 3402 and encodes 1133 amino acids. The transcript has 13 exons. Gene Ontology annotation, biological process: protein phosphorylation; cell surface receptor signaling pathway.
AUGGAAAGAAGAUUGCCUCUUCUCUCUCUACUCCUUUGUUUCUCCAUUCUCCCAUUCUCACACUCACAGGUGGCGAACAUCACUAAACCAGGGUUCUCAGGUAAAUGUGGCAACCUGAGUGUCCCAUACCCGUUCGGUAUCGGAUCCGGAUCAGGUUGCUCAAUCGGCCCUUGGUACGAUAUCAUCUGUGACACCACCCUGAAUCCACCUAAAGCUUUCUUGCCAAGUCCUCUCUUUACUUUCUCUGGAGAUUUUAGCUCCAGUGGCAAGGCUAGCCUGGUUGAGGUGGUUGAUAUAUCCGGGGACCAUGUAAGAAUCAAGAACAUAAUCAGCACUGUCUGCUUUGAUGAAUCGGGUGCGUUCAGUCAAGCCAAUUUGGUGGCAACUUGUUUCACUCUCUCUGAACUCAAUAAGUUGUUUGUGAUCGGCUGUGAUGACUUCAUGAUCACUUCUCCGGUGAGUGGAAUUGACCAACAGAAUUUCAGUAGCGGAUGUGCUUCCGUUUGUUCAAGGGCUCAGGAUGUCAUUGCUGGAUCAUGUACAGGUAUCGGGUGUUGUGAAACGAGUUUGCCAAAGGGUCUUACAACAUAUUUAAGUGUCGCAAACAGCUUCAACCAACACAUUAAUAUCUCGUCUUUCUCCAAAUGUGGGUACGGUUUCCUUGGAGAGCAAAAUGCUUUUAAGUUUAGGGGUGUUUCAGAUCUAUCGGACCCAAGUUCCAUCAAAAGAACGCUAGAGAGUGUUCAGGUGGUGCUUGAUUGGGUUAUAGGAAGUAGGAGUUGUGAUGAGUAUAGAGAUACAAGCAAUUAUUAUUGUCAAAGCAAUAGCUUUUGUGUUGAUUCUGAGAGUGGAAAUGGAGGUUACAGGUGCACCUGCAACAACGGGUAUCAAGGAAACCCUUAUCUUUCACCUGGUUGUCAAGAUAUCGAUGAGUGUGCUGACCCUAACAACAAUCCUUGUAAUGGGAUUUGUAGUAAUUUUCCUGGACAUUUUAAUUGUUCAUGCCCAGAUGGAUACGUAGGAGAUGGAAGAAAGGAUGGGAGAGGUUGCACCCUUAGAAAUUCAAAAUCUCCAGUGCUCAGGAUAUCACUUGGAACGGGAUUUGGGUUCCUAUCUGUACUCGUUGGAAUAACAUGGCUCUAUUUCAGCCAUAAGAGAAGAAAGGUUGUCAGACUCAGAGAAAAGUUCUUUACGCAAAAUGGUGGCUUGUUGCUGGAACAACAAAAUGAUUCAAAUGAGGGUAGUGGUGUUAACCAAUCAACAAGAAUAUUCACAACCGAAGAGUUGCAGAAAGCCACAAAAAACUUUUCUAAACGUAGAAUCCUUGGUCGUGGUGGAUUUGGAACAGUAUACAAAGGCAUCUUACUUGACAAAAGUGUUGUUGCUAUAAAGAAAUCACGAGUAAUGGAUGAGGACCAAAUCGCGCAAUUCAUCAAUGAAGUUGUCAUUCUAACUCAAAUCAAUCAUCGGAAUGUGGUAAAACUCUUAGGUUGUUGUUUAGAUAGUGAAGUUCCACUACUAGUCUAUGAAUGUGUUUCAAAUGGAACCCUUUUCGAUCAUAUCCAUGCCAAGAAUGGAAUUUGUUUGUUAUCUUGGGACAAUCGUUUAAGGAUAGCCAUCGAGUCAGCUCGUGCACUUGCUUAUCUGCAUUUAGAAGCUUCUAAGCCUAUCAUUCAUAGAGAUGUGAAGUCUGCAAACAUAUUAUUAGAUGAAAAUCUUGCAGCCAAAAUUUCUGAGUUCGGCGCUUCAAGACUGAUACCCUUGAAUAAAACAGAAGUGACUACAUUAGUUCAAGGCACAUUAGGAUAUCUAGAUCCAGAAUACUUUCACACAAGUCAACUAACAGAUAAGAGUGAUGUUUAUAGCUUUGGGGUCGUACUUUUGGAGCUCUUAACCGGCAAGAAACCCAUUUGCAACGAAAGAAGUCCAGAAGAACUCAAUCUAGCAACAUAUUUUUUGGCUUCGAUGAAGAAAAAUCGGUUGCUACAUGUUUUAGAUGAGCAGGUGCUAAGAGAAGCAAAUCACGAGCAACUCCAGGCUAUUGCUCUUCUGGUAAAGAGAUGCCUUAGCAUGCAUGGUUCAGAUAGGCCAAAAAUGAAGGAAGUUGCAGUGGAAUUGGCCGGUUUAAAGGAUUUUAGGCAACAUCCAUGGGCUAAUCAAAGUGCCAAUGAAGAUAGUUUGAGCUUGAUCAACAAAAGUGAACAACUAGAUCUCUAUGACAUCCCUGCUAGCUCUUCUAAAAAAACUCACCCGUGGAUUUGGCUAGACGCUGAUCAUGUGGUUGAGUAUAUGAGGAAAACAGGGAGAAUGUCUUUCUACAAGUGUUUUUCAUCAGUCACCAAGGAAUUCUUGGUUGUACCUGAAAUCUUUUGCAAGACAUGGUUAUCAUCUGCUGUUGAUAAUAACAAUGCUGUCAUAAGGUGUGUGAAUGAUACCACUUGGUUGGUUAAUUUUGUCGGACAUAAUGGUCGUUUUGCUUUCAUGGAAGGCUGGGAAAAAGUUGUUGCUGAUCUUUCUUUAUCCGAAGGAACAGUGCUUAUUGAGUCUUUCUACCAUUUUGUUAAUGAAAAUACAGUUGGACGUUUGCUUCUACCCACCGAUUUUGUGAAGAACACUAUUGGUGUUUCUAAGCUGAAAGGAGCGAUGAAGGUUUAUAUCAAUGCGUGGAAUUGGUUUGAUGUUUUUAUUGAAAAGAAUCGUAUUAGCAGUUGUUAUUUCUUUGGUGAUGGAUGGAAGAAGGUCGUAGGUGUUCUAGGUUUUGAUGAAAAAUGUGUUGUUGCUAUAAGAUACCUUUUUUACUUCAACUUUCAUUUGACUCUCUUUGAUGUAAAUCAAUGUGAAGUUUUGGUACCUAAAGCUGCAAUGGAAAACACGGCUGGUGGUGUUGAUAAGCCUCUAGGUCAGACAUCUAAUGCUACUCCUAUAGUAGUUGAGUUACCUGAUAAACAACCAGCCUUUGAUGAUGAAUGUGAUUCACUGGACAAGGAUAGUGAUUAUCAUGACUCAGGUGAUGGUUCUUCUAGCACUGACAUUUCUGUGGAUGAUGUUUCUGAUGAUGAGGAGGAUGAAGAUAGUGGUGGUUCUUCUGAUGAUGACAAAAAUGAUCAUGAUUAUCAUCCAAUACAGUUUGUAUGGAAAUUUGAUCGCCGCUUUCGCCUUAACGCAAUAGUUGCCGUGAUGUCGCCUAUUGACAUGUUGUUGAAGUUGACCAUUCAGAAUCUGUAUGGAGUAGACACUGUCAUUGAUUUCCGACCUGAGAAGCAUGGUCAAGGCUUCAGAUAUGCCGCAAGUCAAUGGCGAAAAAAGUUCCUCAUUCCGAACGAUAUCAAGGCACCGCAAAAAUGCACAUUCGUUUACGAACCUGAUGUUGGCAAGUUGAUUCUGAAGAAGGUGUCCAUAUAG